Colletotrichum orchidophilum is the source of this 477-nucleotide messenger RNA. RefSeq lists its product as uncharacterized. Bases 1 to 477 code for a protein of 158 amino acids. The record is from RefSeq and is a predicted model, not a curated record. NCBI's taxonomy places the organism in Eukaryota, Fungi, Ascomycota, Sordariomycetes, Glomerellales, Glomerellaceae. The transcript has a single exon.
AUGUGCACAUCAUCAAAGACUGCUCCUCAUCUCGGAGCUGGCUCACAACCAUGGCGACUCUUCACGCCCCGAUGCCCGGAGCCUCAAGGAAAUUUCUUCGAGGACCGAGGAGCCGCCUGGUUCGAGCACUGGCUGGACCUGGACCUGGGCCUGGGCCUGGACCUGGACCGAAUCCGUGGGGUGUCGAGGGCGGCCCGAACGCUAACCUGGACAUUCAUUCACUCCUCAAUCCGUACAGGUGUGCACUUCACGCGACAUCUACAAGCAGCCGUCGAAGCAGCCGCUAUUGGCAAGCUCGGUUGGGAUACUCAGGAUGAGAACAGCCUGGUCCAAAUUGCGGCCAGCUUUGAUAUCCUCGAGCAGGGGGUGUGGCGGCCCAGUAGAAGCGUUGGUGGUGCUAUGGAACGCUCCAGCACCACAGGCGCCAUGCUGAGGAUAGGUGGGAAACAGGGCGGCUUGCUCAGGCGUCUCGCCUGA